AUGGCUACAGUGGUGAAAAGCAAGACUUAUUCAAUUUCUGCAGCAACAUUGCUGGUCUUAUGUAUCCUUGCUGUGAUCUGCAAUUUCAGUUUAGCAGAUAGAAUUUUGAAAGAAAAAGAAUUAGGAAAUGAUGGUAAGAAAGAGAGACAAGGAGUUCUAAAAGCCAUUGUGAAUUUCUUGUGGGAGGAGGGAAAGUCUUCUUAUGAACCUGUUUGGCCGAACAUGAAAUUUGGUUUGAGAAUAGUAGUAGGAUCCAUCAUUGGAUUUUCGGGAGCUGCAUUGGGAAGCGUUGGAGGGGUAGGAGGUGGAGGAAUUUUUGUGCCUAUGCUCGCUUUGGUCAUUGGCUUUGACCCCAAGUCUUCUACUGCCAUUUCUAAGUGUAUGAUAAUGGGUGCAUCAAUAUCAACCGUAUACUACAAUCUGAGGCUAAGGCACCCAACACUAGACAUGCCUCUUAUAGACUAUGACCUGGCUUUGAUUUUCCAGCCUAUGCUAAUGCUAGGAAUAAGCAUUGGUGUUAUAUGUAAUGUCAUGUUUGCUGAUUGGAUGGUGACAGUUUUGCUUAUCAUCCUAUUCGUAGCUACAUCAACAAAAGCUACGUACAAAGGCAUAGACACAUGGAAAAAGGAAUCAAUUGCAAAGAAGGAAGCAUCCAAACUGCUGCAGGCAGAACCAGAACCCGGUGGUGACUACAAGUCACUACCAAGUGGUAAAACUGAUUCACUAUUUGAGGAGGCCCCUUUACUGAAAAACAUAUAUUGGAAAGAAUUAUCACUCCUCUUGUAUGUCUGGGUAGCUUUUUUCAUUGUUCAGAUUGUUAAGGAAUACAGCAAGCCCUGCUCCAUCCAGUUCUGGGUUCUUAAUUUCUUGCAGGUUCCUAUUGCAAUCUCCGUUACACUUUUUGAAGCCAUAGGCUUAUACAAAGGAACUAGAGUGAUUGCAUCAAAGGGAAAGGAAAUCACCCAUUGGAAGAUUCAUCAGAUUUGUCUCUAUUGUUCCACUGGCAUAAUGGCUGGUAUGGUUGGUGGACUGCUUGGUCUAGGAGGUGGUUUCAUUUUGGGACCAUUGUUUCUAGAAUUGGGAAUUCCUCCUCAGGUAGCAAGUGCUACAUCAACUUUUGCCAUGGUUUUUUCAUCCUCCAUGUCAGUAGUGCAAUACUUCUUGUUGGAUCGUUUCCCUGUACCGUAUGCUUCCUACUUUACUCUGGUUGCAACCUUAGCUGCAUUCACUGGUCAGCAUGUGGUGAGAAAGAUAAUUGUCGUUCUUGGCAGAGCAUCCAUUAUCAUCUUCAUACUAGCAUUGACCAUUUUUAUCAGCGCACUAAGUUUAGGUGGAGUGGGAAUAGAGAACAUAAUUGAGAAGAUAGAAAAUCAAGAGUAUAUGGGCUUUGAAGAUCUCUGCGCAUCAUAUUAG
This is a messenger RNA of Sphenostylis stenocarpa, 1413 nucleotides long. NCBI's taxonomy places the organism in Eukaryota, Viridiplantae, Streptophyta, Magnoliopsida, Fabales, Fabaceae. The record is from the annotation of a GenBank genome assembly.